AUGGAAAGCGUUGAUGACUUGGUCCAACCACCCGCCACGCUAGCAGAGGUCAAGAGCGGCUUGCAGAGGGCGUACCUGGAGGGAAUAGAUUUCAUCAGGUUAAAGGUCAAAGAGAGCGAAGAGGAGUUGACCCAGUUAAAGCUCAGCUUCUACCAGUGUGCAUCGGACGAAGAGGAUGAAUUCGAGAAAUACUUGGUCAAGUGUAAUGAACAAUUCCUUCAAGCCAACAACGAGCUAAGGCGCAAAAAUGUCACGCUUAAGGUCCUAGACAGUGAGCUCGAAAUAGUCACCCUUUUGAAUACUCUCCGGGAAAAAUGUGAGGUCGAUAAAGGGGAGAUAGGGUUCAUAUCCGAAUUCUGGGAAAAUAUUAAGGCUACAAUGGAGAGUAUGACGAUUUUGUUGAAUAAGUUCAAGACCAGUGUAGUGGAACGGUUGCGUGGCAACUGUAUUAGUUACUAUAACAACACUGAAAUUCAUUUGGAUGUAUCGGCUAGAUAUACGGAAGAGAUCACCAAAUAUUUGACCGACCUUGAACGAACUUUGAAUGACACUCAGAUCCUGAUUAAGAGCUACUCAAGCGGAGUUCAUCAGGAUAUGUUUUCACAUACCAAGUUCACAGAAGGAAUCCUUGUUUCCUGUGAUCUCAAGGCUUUUCCGAUACUUCGGCUGUUCCCGGAUCUUACGGAAAAGAUCGAAUCAAUGUUGAGCAUAGCGCUGAUGUGGUUAGAUAGAGAUGAGAAGUACAUGUACGAAAUCAAUGACUACAUCCGAGAAACGAGGUCAAUGGCCAAGAAAAGGGUUGACGAAAUGAAAAUACAGAAAGAAAAGCUGAAGAAAUUUGAGAAAGCUGUGAAAUCUGCCAAUAUUUUACUACACAAUAACAAAGAGAAGCUGCAGCGAAUUGAAACAGAUCUGAAUCAAUUAGAACAAACUUUCGGUGUGUACAAACAACAGAUGCAAAUGAAGUAUGGUGAGAAAUCGCAGAAAGAAAGUAUGGUGGAUUUUCUCAAGAUCACACUUUCACAGACCAAGAAGAACUAUAACUUACAAUUGAAGAGACAAAGACUUCUGAAACAGGUCGAAGAGCUCGAAGGAUUUUUGGAUCAUCUUGAACAGGAUCUGAGUGGUGUUCAGUACAAAAUACAAGCGAAAGCUCAACAAAAGGACAUGCUUAGCAUAAAGCUGGAAACUAGUGAAAAAUCCUACGGUGCUUUGAAAACUAACCUUGACAACUUCUCAGAUAACCUUGAAAGACUUGAACAAGAGGUAAAUGGCUUAUCAGGACAGUUACUACAGCUAGAAAUUAUUCAAACAUGUAAGUCUUCCCCGGAAAAUAUUGACGGUGUUUUUGAUAGACCCCAGUCAGUAAAACUUGCUCCGUCCUUGAAAGAGAAAAUAAAACGAAAGCGUAAAAUCAUGCCCCCGGUACACUGACCGGAACUGACGUGACCUUGGAUGUGACAAAAUGUUGACCUUCGCAUUGACAGCUACAUGACCUUGACUUUGUACUAAACAUUCCGAGAUGUGCUAAAAUUUAUAGUGUUGUGACAGGGUCGCCAAUAUGAUGUAGAAAUUCUAGCUUCAGUAAUGCUUGUCUAGUGGAUUGACUUUUGAAAUAACAUGAGGAGGAACUUCGAUGAGAUCAUUUCAACUUUGUAUGAAGAGAAUGCUUGGUGCUGCAACUGAUGGAUAGUUCUUCAAAGAACUUGGGAAUACUUUGAACACAGUUCUGCACAUAAGAAUAAAGUGCACUUGAUGCAUUUGUUGUUUCUGAUUACAUAGUUUCUGUUUCUUCCACACGUUUGUCUUUACGUUCAAAUGUGCACUUUUCAUUACAACUAAAAUCGAUUACAAUGACAUUAUUAAAUCGAACUUUGCUCUCUUCUUACAAGAACGUCGUAGACACAAGUGUUUAACAGUUAUGACGUUUCUGAUUCAUAAUCAUAUUUUUGUUCCUAAUUUUCCAAUUCCACAAAUAGUCGGCAACUCAUAAUUCAUUGUCAAUAAUCUAAAGGUGCCAAAAGCACGGACGUAACAAUAUGCCACUUAAAAUAUUAAUUGGUCUGUUUAUAUUGCUUUCCUAUGCACAUAUUACGCAAAUAAGGUGGCGAAAACUCUCUGUAGUGUCCAUUUUCUCUCCAUAUCUAAUUCUCAUUUCAAACAAUAUGCAAAAUAAGCAUUUUUUGAAAGAUCGGUCCAUGGGUUAAACCCAGAUGAUAACAAACCACUAUUCCUAUUAGUGUAUCACAUUAACCCCACUUGCGCUUAGUUCACAUCGGUUCUAUAUAGAUAUAAGAGUACUGGUCAUUUCCUAUAUUUUAUGAUACAUUUGCAGAACUUGCAUUUACCGACAACUUCUGAUUCUUUGUCAUAUUUGUAUGUUAAGAUGUUAUGUGUUGUGUUGCGUUCUUGCAUGUUUGUACUGGUCAAAGAACAGAAUAUACGCAAAUGAACAAUA
This is a messenger RNA of Mya arenaria, 2458 nucleotides long. RefSeq lists its product as uncharacterized. The transcript has 3 exons. The record is from RefSeq and is a predicted model, not a curated record. Lineage: Eukaryota; Metazoa; Mollusca; Bivalvia; Myida; Myidae. The coding region runs from base 1 to 1434 and encodes 477 amino acids.